AUGGUGGCCUUUGAUUUCUUGGGACCUCUACCACAAACCAAGAAAGGAAGACAGUAUGUGUUUCUGAUGGUUGAUCUGUUUGGCAGGUAUGCUGAAGCAUAUGCAUUAACCGCUGCAGAAAAGACAGCUCAGGGAUGUUCCGCAAUACUGGUGCAACAGUAUAUCCCUAGAUGGGGUUGUCCGCACACAUUUCUGUCUGACAGAGGGGCAGAGUUUACCGCACCUAUGAGCAGGGAGAUAUACCGGAUGCAGGGAACGGUGAAAAUGUUUACUAGCUCAUAUCACCCACAGACAAAUGGCAUGGUGGAACGUCUGAAUCAUACCCUAUGUCAAAUGUUGUCUCAUCUAAUUGCGGAUGACCAGAAGAAUUGGGAUGAAUAUUUGAGUACUGCAAUUGCAGCACACAAAAACAACAUGAGCAGGGGAACCGGAUUAUCUCCCAACGAGAUCCACAUAGGUCGNACCGGAUUAUCUCCUAAUGAGAUCCACAUAGGUCGAUAUACCAGAUUACCGAUGACGAUCUUGGAAGGUCGUGGGGUAAAGGGUCACCAGAGCUUUAAACAAGAUCAGCUCGACUAUCUCGAAUUAAUGAGGGCUAGACAAGUUAAAGCCUAUGAUCUGGUUAAAGAAGAACCGAUUGAUCAAAGCUAAACACGCUAAGGCUAACGAAGCUUUGGUGAAGGAGCUCAAAACCAGGCGCCCUAAAAUUGACGCGAACGAUUGGGUGUGGUUGUACAAUGAUCAAAGCACUAUAACUGGAGGAGGGAAACAUGUGCUGAAACCUCAAACAAUCAAGUCUGGAGAGAGAAAAUCCUUUGCUUUGGUGUCCAAGUUGGCAUACUGUUGGACUGGACCAUAUCGGGUGUUAUUUGUUGGACCUGGAACCGCGCCUGAUGGCAGAGAGGUGGGGCCUAAACUGGUGCUCUUAGAUGUACGAAAGGAUGAACCGGGAAGAGACAUAACAUCUCGGGUAUCUGUAUUGAGGGUGAAGAAAUGUUUUAGCCCCCAUUCAGAGGAUGACAAACCAAGGUUUUUACCG
Ectocarpus sp. CCAP 1310/34 is the source of this 1039-nucleotide messenger RNA. The record is from the annotation of a GenBank genome assembly. NCBI's taxonomy places the organism in Eukaryota, Phaeophyceae, Ectocarpales, Ectocarpaceae.